Molecule: messenger RNA, 661 nt
Organism: Populus euphratica (Euphrates poplar)
Lineage: Eukaryota; Viridiplantae; Streptophyta; Magnoliopsida; Malpighiales; Salicaceae
Product: Ribosomal protein L31
Exons: 2
Coding region: 84-497 (137 amino acids)
Biological process (GO): translation
Cellular component (GO): ribosome
Molecular function (GO): structural constituent of ribosome
Source: RefSeq, a predicted model, not a curated record
GCCCAUGACCGCAAAUAACCUCAUCCUCAACAAAUACUCCAUCACCACCAUCCUUUCUUCUCUCUGCCUCACAGACACAAGAAAUGGCACUUUGUCUGACUAACACUUUCCUCCAAACCAAACCAAUCUCCCCUCCUCUGCCACCCAUCAAAAAGGUGAAGGUGAGUGCGGCAGGGAAUCACGGGCUGCAAGUGACGUGCAGGAAGAAAGACAUACACCCAGAGUUCUAUCAAGACGCCAAGGUGUAUUGCAAUGGAGAGCUAGUGUUGACAACAGGUGGGACCAAGCAAGAGUACGUGGUGGAUGUGUGGUCAGGCAACCAUCCGUUUUACCUCGGAAACCGGUCCGGUGUUCUCGUAGAUGCUGACCAGGUGGAGAAGUUCCGUAAGAAAUACGGAGGACUCUCGCAGAUUAUGGAAAUUCCUGUACUUAAAGGUGAGGUUAUUUUGCCUACCAGGAAAAAAUCUUCUACUGGUAAGGGGGGCAAGAAGAAGUAGAGACCAUAAGGUAUGGAUAGUCGUUUGAAGUGAUUUGGGGGCUUUGGUUUGGUUUGUCUGUUAAUUGUAAAAUGAUGCAUACCUGUUUGAUGAAAUGCCUAUUUUUUGUUGUUAAAAAGUGAAUCUUUUGUGGGCUUAUAUGAUGCUGCAAUGCCUUGUGUUUA